ACAGGGGCACCCAAGAUGGAAAUCCAGGGGCUGCUCGCGGCCCAGACCCCGCGCGGGAACCAACAUGGCGGCGGCGGCCGCGGCGGCGCCGCUUGUCCCCGGCCGCCUCCGCCGCCGCCGCCGCUUGCGGCCUCCCGAGCCUGCGGAGGGCCCGGCCCGCCGGCCGCCUCAGCCCCCGCGCGACGCCGCCUGCUCCUCCGGGGCCCCGAAGAUGGCGGGCCGCUGCUGCGGAGAGAGAAGCCACCGCCGCCGCCUCCGGGGGAGGCCUCCGCCUCCGCCGCCGACCUGAGCCUCCCGCUGUUGCUCCUGGAUGAGAAGCCGCCACCGCCGGGCCCAGCGGGAGACGCGGCCCCCUCGGCCUCCUCCCCGCAGCCCCCUCUCCUGGCGCCCGAGGCCGGUGGCGGCGGCGGCGACUCCUUCCUGGUGGUGUUCAACCUGGGGCGGGGAGCCGAGGCGGAGGCCGGCGCCGGGGCGGCCAAGCCGAGGCCCGGGGAAGCGGCGGCGGCCGCCGCGCUCAGGGACGAGGGCGGCGGCGGCGGCGCGAGCCCGGCCCCCUGCGCGCCCGCCCGACCCCGCGAGCAGCCCCCGGCUUUGGCGCCCUGCGGAGCACCGGCGCCCUGCGGGCCCCCGGCCGGCCCGGCCGCCGCCUUCUCGGGCACCAUCACCAUCAACAACCAGAACCUCAUCGUGCGCAUCGAGAACGGCUUCCUGACGCUGGCGACGCCGCUGGGCGCUGAGCCCGGCGCGGCCAAGACCGGCCCGCAGCCCCCGGGCCCGCCGCCCGCGGAGCCGCAGCCACCCCCAGGCGCCGCCGGCCCCGCGCUCUGUCCCUCCGAGCCGGCCGACCUGCCCCUGCCCGACCCCGUGGCCAGCUUCCUGCUGUCGGAGCCCGCGACCAAGGGCCCCGCGCCGCCGCUGCCACUGCCCCCGGGGACCGACGGCAACGGGGGCUCGGGCGGGCCAGGCGGCGGUGCGGGCGUAGUGCUGGUCUACCACUGCCCCGAGCCCGAGUGCCCACAGACCUUCCCCAAGAAGCACCAGCUGAAGCUGCACCUGCUGUCGCACAGCAGCACGCAGGGCCAACGGCCCUUCAAGUGCCCGCUGGACGGCUGCGGCUGGUCCUUCACCACCUCCUACAAGCUCAAGCGGCACCUGCAAUCGCACGACAAGUUGCGGCCCUUCAGCUGCCCCGCCGGCGGCUGCGGCAAGAGGUUCACCACCGUCUACAACCUCAAGGCGCACAUGAAGGGCCACGAGCAGGAGAACACGUUCAAGUGCGAGGUGUGCGCAGAGCGCUUCCCCACGCACGCCAAGCUCGCGGCGCACCAACGCAGCCACUUCGAGCCCGAGCGGCCCUACAAGUGCGAGUUCCCCGGUUGUGAGAAGACGUUUAUCACAGUAAGUGCUUUAUUUUCCCAUAAUCGAGCUCACUUCAGGGAACAGGAGUUGUUUUCCUGCUCCUUUCCUGGAUGCAAUAAGCAGUACGAUAAAGCUUGCCGCCUGAAGAUCCACCUGAGGAGUCACACAGGUGAAAGGCCUUUCCUGUGUGACUCAGAUGGCUGUGGCUGGUCCUUCACCAGCAUGUCUAAACUCCUGAGGCACAAAAGGAAACAUGAAGAUGACCGCAGGUUUACAUGUCCAGUAGAAGGCUGUGGUAAAUCAUUUACAAGAGCCGAACAUUUGAAAGGCCAUAGUGUGACCCACCUGGGCACAAAGCCAUUCGAGUGUCCAGUAGAAGGUUGCUCUGCUCGGUUCUCUGCACGGAGUAGUCUGUACAUCCACUCAAAGAAACACCUUCAGGAUGUGGAUGCUCUGAGAAGCCGCUGCCCUGUAUCAAGCUGUAAUAAGCUGUUCACAUCCAAGCACAGUAUGAAGUCUCACAUGGCCAAACAGCAUAACUUUAGUUCAGACCUCUUAAGCCAGCUCGAAGCUACAAGUUUUCUUACACCCAGCAGUGAACUUACCAGCCCAGCACAGAGCGAUCUUAGCAAUAUAGACCUCGUGUCUCUCUUCUCUAACGUGUCUAGCAACAAUUCUGCACUUACAACAGACAUGGCAUUAGUGAAUUCUGGAAUUUUGACAAUAGAUGUUGCUUCAGUGAGCUCAACUCUUGGGGGGAACCUAUCUGUUAAUAAUAAUAAUAACUCCCUGAGCCAGGCUGUGGACCCCUUGAUACUGGUGGCCAGCAGUGAUAUGCCCCCCAGUCUCGAUAGCUCUCUGUUGCUGGGCACGACUACCACAGUUUUGCAACAAAGCACUUUAAGUUUGGAUGACGUCCAGACCGUAAAUGCAGAAGCCUUGGGAUCUUUGGCAUCCCUGUCUAUGAAGAAUUCUGGUCAAGAUCUUCCUGCUCUGACAUCCAGCAAUAACCUAACAAUUGAGCCGGCCACCCUGACCCCGUCCAGCAGCCUCACUGGGAGCCAUGUUCCUGGACUCCUGACAUCACCCAAACCCGAACAGGACUUACUUCCCGCCUCAGACAUUGUCGGACAACAGGAAGGAAGCAAAGUGGUGACUCAGUUUGUGUUCCCCAACCCAACAGCAAGCUACAGUGCUCAGAAAGAAAUGGAUCUCAACACAGUGCCCGGGAGCUCAUUUUUGGAAAGUGGGGGCUCAGCAAGAACUGAUUAUCGAGCCAUUCAGCUAGCCAAGAAAAAAAAAGAGAAAGGGCCGGGAAGCAGCACAGGGUCAUCAGGAUCUACUCACAGGAAAUUAAAAGGUGGUAAAGUGAGUCCCACUAAUUUCUCCACAAGUCAUAGUAAUCGAUUAUGUGGGAAUAUGGUAGUGCCGAAUGGAGGCUUAACAGUACGAGAUCCAGCGACUGGAGCUCAGUUUGUUCAGAUUCAGUUAUUGCAGGAUGAUCCCCCUGGGGAUGGAGACUCACCAUUUCAGCUCAGCUCUCAGUCUUCCACAUCACAUUCUCAACUUACUGUGGAUUUACCUGUACACAUUCUUCAGGAACCCCACACUUCAGCUGAGGAUGAUGCUCGUUCUGAUAACUCACAGUUCACAGGAAGCACAAUAAACUUACAAGACCUAGAAUGAGACUAUUAAUAUUGCUUUGGGGUGGGGAGGGAUGCAAAGAGUGCAAUCAUGCUGUGGAAAAUGGAAAAGAGGUUUCCAGAGCUUAAGUUAAUUUAAUUUUUAAAGAAAAUGUGAAGAAGUUGGAGCUGAUACAUCGUUUUAUGGUUACACACGGAGAGUGUCUUCUAAGGACUCUGACGUAUCAAUAGGUGUUGUUUGCCUUCUGCUUGGACUGUUAGGAAAGGGUCCCUUGGGUUGGGUUGUAUGAAGCUGCCUUGCAAAAUAGAAGGGCUAUGACAAAGCAAGCACUUUGAUCUACUAACUUUCACCACUCUGGUUUGUGAAUCUGCCUUUCCAUUGUUGAACUCGAGUCACAAAUCAUUUAUCACAUUAAAAAAUGACAACUCUCGGGAGGAGGCAGAAAUUUAGGUCAGUCCAUAAAUACAAGACUAAUUAUCUGACCAGUCUCUGGGCCUUUAGACUAGAGGUAAAGAAGAUGCACUGAUGUUGAUGUAUUUGAGAGACGCUUCACCCCCAAGAGGCAGGCUGACCUGGCCAGCCUGCUGGGGCGCCCCUGAGGCCCAUCUGUUGAAUUGUAGGGGAUUGUUUUCUGAGAGACUGGAGACAAAACCCCCGGUCCUUGGAUUUGUUGUAUCUGAGGCGUUGCAUCCAGUGAGCGUCUGUCCGAUGUGUUGGCUGGCUCUUCUCCUUUCUGGAUGCCUGUGGGACGGUCAUGUUCCAAGUACUUGGACUGUGUAGGAUUAGACCUGGGAGAGACCCAAGGGGCCGCCUAGGCCAACCCAUUUACAGAGGAUGAAACUGAGGCUCAGAGGGUGUCAGUAGCAUUUGAACCUACGUCUUCCUGAUUCCAAGUCCAGCCCUCUGUCCGCCAUGCUGCACUGCCCAUGUUCAACAUGACAUUCGUUUUGCUGUAACAGAAGUGAAUGUGUGAGCCCCAGUGUUGUGGCACCAAGGGCCUGGGAUUUCUGUCUGGGGGUGCUCGCUCAGCCCCGUCUCGUCUCAGGAGGUCAGAGGCGAUGGUCCGAUGGGCCACAGAGCUAGCCACUCCACUCCACACCCAGCCCAGGUGUAUGAGGAGGUGAGGGCUUCCAGCCAUGUGACAUCCUUCAGUACACAUCCACCCUUUUGAACGAGAAGAGAAAGCGGGAUGAUGGAGUACACAUUGGAGUGGGCUUCUGGCCAUCCUGGUUUUCGUACCCUCUCGUAAAAUUUGGGCCUUAGAGUUUACCUUUUAAAAAAUUAAAUUUUGCAUUUGGGUAUUUGCAUUUGUGGGUCACUUGACAAUGGUUUCUAAAUGUCCUGAAUACCUAUAAAAUUACAUAUAGGAUUUAAGAGUGGUACGGCUUGUGGACCUUUCCUGUUGUGAGGUCUGAGGAUGUGCUUUGUAUAAUAUGUAUAAAUGGCAUUUUUUACAAAGGAAGCCAUGUCGUACAAAGGGACGUGAGUUUAUAAUCUUGCACAUAUUUAUUGGUUAUUUACAGUUAUGGAAUUCACACAGGGUCGUUCAGAAAUGCUUUUUUUUCUUGUGCCUUUGGAAGUCUAUGCUUGUGUAAAGAUGCUCUUUUGUUUCUCAGACCUGAAAGGAAUACAGAUUACUCCUACUCUGCAUUUCUUGAAUUUUUAGACUUGUGCUCUUUGGAGCAGUUCCAGCAAACCACUGCAACUCCUUGCCUAUCCUGCUGCCGGCGCUCCCUGAAGCCCCCUGAGCCAGUUCUAGCUGGGACUGUUGCCCUCUUGUCCCCCUUUUCCUGACAGACACUCCUCUCUUGUGGAAUUGCAUUUUGCCUCCCUGGCUGCCUGCCGAUGCUGGCGUGGCCAGAGAAUGGCCUGAUCCGUCCUCUCUAUGAGCCCAGAUCCUCCCUUUGGGGGGAGGCUUGUGGCUGAUGGGAGGGGUGUGUGUGUGUGUGUGCGUGUGUGUGUGCGCGCGCGCGUGCGUGUGUGUGUGUGUGUGUGUGUGUGUUGCUUACAUAGGACACAUACUAACCAGUGGUCAGAUUUUUCUUGGCUUUUGAGGUCCAUUGCUGGCAAUGGCUAUGAGCCCUAGUGCAGAUGAAUUAAU
This is a messenger RNA of Dromiciops gliroides (monito del monte), 5104 nucleotides long. It is a transcript of the gene ZXDC, whose product is annotated as ZXD family zinc finger C. Gene Ontology annotation, molecular function: transcription coregulator activity. Gene Ontology annotation, cellular component: nucleus. The transcript has 10 exons. Lineage: Eukaryota; Metazoa; Chordata; Mammalia; Microbiotheria; Microbiotheriidae. Bases 16 to 3045 code for a protein of 1009 amino acids. Gene Ontology annotation, biological process: regulation of transcription by RNA polymerase II. The record is from RefSeq and is a predicted model, not a curated record.